AUGACUGAUUUAAGUCAAUUGGAUCUUUAUGGUUUAUUGGGUGUUGAAGAAACAUGUUCAAUCAAAGAAUUAACAACUGCAUUUCGAAAAACAGCAUUAAGAUGUCAUCCAGAUAAAUAUCCUGAUGAUGAAGAAAAAAAAGAACAUUUUUUACUUAUUAAACGAGCUUUAGAAUUAUUAGCCGAUGAACAAGCUCGAAAAACAUAUGAUACAUGUCGAAAACAAAAAAAAGUUCAAGAAGAACGUUUAUCACAAAUGGAUGAAAAACGAAAAAAAUUUAAAGAAGAUCUUGAUCGUAAAGAACAAAAAGCAUCACAAGCAACAAAAUCAACAGUUAAUACAUAUAACACAGAUAAAUUACGUGCUGAAGUUGACCGUUUAAGGCGUGAAGGAAGUCGUUUGGUGGAUGAAGAACUUGAGAAUCUUCAUAAUAUUAUCGAACAAGAUAAACAAAAAAAAUUAUUAAAUCAUCGAAAUAUUAUUAUCAAAUAUCUUCCAAAUACUGAUCCAUAUACAGAUGAUGAAUUAAGACAAAUAUUCUCAAAAUAUGGAAAUAUUUCAACAAUUGUUAAUCUGUAUCCUAAAAAGGCGUUAAUUGAAUUUAAUGAUGAACAUAUAUCAAAAAUUAUUGAGAAUGAAAAAGGUUCCGGUGGACGACAUUUUGCUUCAGUUAAACUUCAAAAACAAACUAAUCCAACAGUUACUAAACAAGAUGAUCUUGUUGAUUUAACGAAACCUGACUUUGAAGAUUUUGAAGCAAUGAUGUUAAGAAAAAUGUCACAACACGCAACAACUUCAUGA
Molecule: messenger RNA, 801 nt
Organism: Adineta steineri
Lineage: Eukaryota; Metazoa; Rotifera; Eurotatoria; Adinetida; Adinetidae
Source: the annotation of a GenBank genome assembly